UUUGUAUUGAGCAUAAAUAAAUACAAGGACGUAUAAGAGCUACACUGCUGAAAAAAGUCUUACAAAAAUUACAGAAUCCUUAAUCAACAGAUCAUUAACGAAUAUUGAGUAAGUCAUAGGAUUCAGCAUUACAUAUUGAAGUGAUCAAGGUGACAGAUGUCUCUAUUAUUCUCAGAUAAAUACUCAAACUGGAAGGCCAUAUCUAAGAAGCUUUAGAUGGAAACCGUUUUUCAAGAAUUCUCUAGUUAUCACGGGACAUUAGUCAAACCGUAUUACUGGCUUAACCCAAACCAGAACUGCUCCAAAUGUCCUUAUCAUAUUAGAACAGGAGAAGAGUCAAGAGUCACCUACGGGGAGUUUUAUGAAACUUUUGGAUUCCCAUAUGGGCCAACAAUGCAUGAAGACAAACAACUCAUAUUUUAUGAAAUAAAGUCCUUUAAUGGAACAGUAAUACAGAAAGGCCAAGUUACUGGGUGUGCUGCUUCUAACAUUCAUGCAGAAGCCAUGUUUUUUGAAAAACAUGGCUACUUGGAUUACCUUCUCUAUCAGCAUGAUUCAGUUGGCUACAUAACUCUUUAUGCCAACUUUACACCUUGCAAUGAGUAUGGUCACUACUGCAUUAGCAAAAUGUAUGAUAUAUUAAUCAAGUACACACAAAUGCGUCUAGACAUCUAUUUUUCACAGAUGUAUCAUGUUGAAGUGAAUUUUCCAUCUGCUGUCUGGAACAGAGAUGCAUUAAAGAGCCUUGCCGGUCACUGGCCUAGAGUAACACUGAAUCCACUGAGUGAUGGAAUUUGGAAAACUGUUCUAUGCACCUUUGUGAAAGAAGUUCCAGAGACAACAAUGAAUCAGCCCAUUUUGCCUAUCCGAGCAUCUGCAGAUAGACACAAUGCAUACAUGAUCCAUGUUAUCACAGGCAUUAAGCCUUACUUUGUUGAAGAGCCUCCUGUGCCUCAGCCUGAAGAAACAAGACUUCAGCCAAAAUAUCAAAGACAUAACGUAAAAUACAAUGUAGCUCCCCAGCCUCCAACUGGCUUCCAGCAAUACUUCCCUUUCUUUGCUCUUCAAAUACCAUUUGUACCUGCUUUUCAAAGUCAGAGAGAACUGAUGACCAAGCCUAAACAAGUUGUCCGUCAUCUUAACAUGCCUAUGAACCUGAAUGAGAAAGCAAAUAAGAGUGAAUUCAUACCCAGCGCCAGGAAAUUUACCAAGGUUGUAAACACUGAGAGAACAGUAUGGGAAAGUGAUAAAGAAACAACAAGGAACAAGAGAAAAAAAAAGAAACAGUAAUAUUUAGUAGACAUGUGCAUUCGUUUUCGUCCGAAUGCAUUUUCGUCU
Messenger RNA from Rana temporaria (common frog), 1338 nucleotides. RefSeq names its product apolipoprotein B mRNA editing enzyme catalytic polypeptide like 4 (gene APOBEC4). The record is from RefSeq and is a predicted model, not a curated record. NCBI's taxonomy places the organism in Eukaryota, Metazoa, Chordata, Amphibia, Anura, Ranidae. The coding region runs from base 217 to 1290 and encodes 357 amino acids. The transcript is spliced from 3 exons.